UGUUUUUUGCUUGAACACGCUGCACAACGAACAAGCUGUCUCUAAAAAGAACUAACUGCUCCUCCAAGAUGAACAACCUCGUGAUGUUGUCAUACAAAAUAGGGGAAGAAAACUCUCUACCUUCAACGUGGUGUUAGAAAACCAACAUUCCUUAUUUCCUCACGAUAUGUACCAGGCAACUUGAUAAAUCAAGGACGUGCUCUCGCAGUUCAGAUUCUACACUUAAAGUUAAGACAUAGAUAUGUAUCUAUUGCCAUGCAUAUUCACUCUUUUCCAAGAGCUCAGUAUAAGCUCGUAUCCUUCUGGACAUGCAGAGACUGCAUCCAAAGCAAUUGUAUGCCCUGUUUCCUCUGCUUUAUUUCUCCUUCAGCUUCAUCAUAGCAACUUUUCCUCCAACCUUGAGCUGUUUUUCUCCCUUUUGGCAAAUUUCCAUUGCUUGUUAUGCCAUAAUGAGCAACUUUCUGUCUUGGUGCACUAUAAACCAUGUGAAAUCCAGGAAAAAAAUCCUUGUGUGGAUGCAAAGAUAAAGGUCUAUCGUGACUCCCCAGGGCUUCUGCGAAGCAGGACAGUUGAGAAACACAAGGCUGUUUGCACAUUAAGAAAAACAUAACCGGCAAGUUUUAGAACUAGCAUUCACUGAUUUCCUUUGCAAACAUAACGUAUCGGUCCUGAAAUUAAUCUACCGGUCGGUAUCACUAAAGCAGCCUGUAUCAAUGCACACUGCGGGCCGGGAACCACGCCCCACGGCCGCACCCCCGCAUCAGUGCCCCGCCGCGAUACCCCGGAAGCGCCGGGCCCCACGCGGUGCGGAAGUAGCGGCGGAAGUGGCGGCCUGGCGGCGACACGUGACAGCCGGCACGUGACAACAGGCGGCACGUGACUGGGGCAAGAUGGCGGCCUUCCCGUGGCAUGCAAGAUCAAGAAAUUAUGUUUCAGAAUCUGACGUCUGCAAACUAGAAUCUGUGCCCUUGGAUUUUGGUGACUACCAUCCACUAAAACCCAUUACAGUUACCGAAUCCAAGACCAAGAAAAUGAGCCGAAAAGGAAGUACUUCUUCUACCUCUUCUUCUUCUUCUAGUUCUAUGAUGGACCCAUUGAGCAGUGUGUUGGAUGGUACCGAUCCCUUGUCACUAUUUGCAGCAGCUGCAGAUCCUUUGACUACUCCUGCUUCUAUGGAUGGUGUACGAAAGAAACGGGAUAAAGAUGACAGUUCAGCACUAGGAAGUGACUUUGAACAAUGGUCAAGCAAACGCGGUGAAAUCCUUGCUAAAUACACAACAACUGAGAAGCUCUCUAUUAAUCUGUACAUGGGAUCUGAAAAAGGAAAAGCUACAACUAGUGGCUCAGCGGUUUCUGAAAAAGUGAGGACGAGGUUAGAAGAACUGGAUGAUCUGGAAGAGGGGUCACAGAAAGAGUUGUUGAACUUGACUCAGCAGGAUUAUAUGAAUCGAAUUGAAGAACUCAACCAGUCUUUGAAGGAUGCUUGGUCCUCUGAUCAGAAAGUAAAAGCUCUGAAAAUAGUCAUUCAGUGUUCAAAGCUUCUUUCAGACACAACAGUAAUCCAGUUUUAUCCAAGUAAAUUUGUCUUAAUUACAGAUAUACUUGAUACUUUCGGUAAACUAGUGUAUGAAAGGAUUCUGUCAAUGUGCAUGGACAAUCGUGUCUCUUUAUCAGAUAAUUUUUCUCCAGAGACUGUUAAUGAUACUGCUAAAGAGACUUGCUUAAACUGGUUUUUCAAGAUUGCUUCAAUCAGAGAACUCAUUCCUAGAUUUUACGUGGAAGCAGCAAUACUGAAGUGCAAUAAAUUCCUAUCUAAAACGGGGAUUUCAGAGUGUCUCCCACGAUUAACUUCUGUGAUUAGAGGAAUUGGAGAUCCACUGGUUGCAGUCUAUGCAAGAGCAUACCUUUGCAGGGUUGGAAUGGAAGUAGCACCACAGCUCAAAGAAAGCCUCAACAAAAAUUUCUUUGACUUUCUUCUAACAUUUAAACAAAUUCAUGGGGAUACAGUUCAGAAUCAAUUGGUAGUACAAUGUGUAGAAAUUCCUUUGUAUUUAACUCUCUACUCUCCUGCUAUAGACUGGAUUUUACAGUGUAUUGCAUACCAUGCUCCUGAGAUUCUGCUUACUGAGACGAUGGAGAGGUGCAAAAAAUUGGGAAACAAUGCUCUGCUAUUAAAUUCAAUAAUGUCAGCCUUCAGAGCAGAGUUUAUUGCUGCAAGGUCUAUGGACUUCAUUGGCAUGAUUAAAGAGUGUGAUGAAUCUGGAUUCCCGAAGCAUCUUCUCUUUCGCUCCUUGGGGUUAAACCUGGCAUUGGCUGAUCCUCCUGAAAAUGAUCACCUUCAAAUAUUAAAUGAAGCCUGGAAGGUUAUAACGAAGCUGAAGAACCCACAGGAUUACAUCAACUGUGCUGAAGUGUGGGUGGAGUAUACAUGCAGACACUUUACGAAGCGAGAAGUUAAUACAGUUUUGGCCGAUGUUAUCAAGCAUAUGACUCCUGAUCGAGCAUUUGAAGAUGCUUACCCACAGUUGCAGUCAAUUAUUCAGAAAGUUAUUACCUACAUCAGUGAUUUCUCUCUGCUUUUUUCAGUGGAGAAAUUCUUGCCAUUUCUGGAUAUGUUCCAGAAGGAAAGUGUGAGAGUGGAGGUUUGCAAGUGCAUUAUGGAAUCUUUUAUUAAGCAUCAGCAGGAAUCUACGAAGGACCCUGUUAUACUCAAUGCUCUUCUGCAUAUCUGCAAGACGAUGCAUGACUCUGUGAAUGCUCUGACGCUUGAAGAUGAGAAAAGAUUGUUAGCAGCUUUGAUAAAUGGAUUCAUAAAAAUGGUUUCAUUCGGUCGUGACUUUGAGCAGCAACUGAGUUUCUAUGUUGAAGCUCGGUCUAUGUUUUGCAAUCUGGAGCCUGUUUUAGUCCAGCUAAUUCAUUCUGUGAACCAACUGGCGAUGGAGACAAGAAAGGUGAUGAGAGGAAAUCAUUCCAGAAAGACUGCUGCGUUUGUCAGGGCUUGUGUUGCCUUCUGCUUCAUCACAAUUCCAUCUCUGAGCAGUAUCUUUACACGUCUUAAUUUGUAUCUGCACUCUGGACAGGUUGCUCUGGCAAAUCAGUGCCUUUCACAAGCUGAUGCUUUUUUCAAAGCUGCAGUGAGCCUUGUUCCUGAAGUGCCAAAAAUGAUCAGUGUAGAUGGAAAGAUGCGACCUUCUGAUGCCUUCCUCUUGGAAUUCCUCUGUAACUUCUUUUCCACGUUAUUGGUUGUUCCAGACCAUCCAGAACAAGGAGUGUUGUUUCUUGUGCGAGGAUUACUAAAUGUGAUCCAGGAUUAUACCUGGGAGGAUAACAGCGAUGACAAAAUCAGGAUUUACACUAAUGUUUUACAUCUGUUGUCUGCAAUGACUCAAGAAACAUAUAUCUACCAUGUAGAUAAAGUGGAUUCCAAUGAUACCCUGUAUGGUGGAGACUCCAAGUUCCUCGCUGAAAUCAGUAAACUGUGUGAAACAGUAAUAGCACAGAUUCUGGAUCAUCUCAAAACCCUUGGAAAGGAAGAGACUCUGAAGCGACAAAGCCAGUUGGCACUCUAUUUCUUCAACACUAUUUUAGCUCAUGGUGAUCUACGAAACAACAAACUGAAUCAGCUUUCAGUAAAUCUCUGGAAUCUUGCUCAGAAACAUGGCUUUGCUGACACCAAGACAAUGGUAAAAACUCUAGAAUACAUCAAGAGGCGAAGCAAGCAACCUGACAUGAGUCACUUCACAGACUUGGCCCUUCGCCUUCCUCUGCAGUCCAGAACCUGAUGAACGCCUCUUACGUAAAAGUGAGCAUGUAGCCAAGGCCACAAAUUGCUGAUUCUUCUGGUCUUUGACUGGAGUUCACUGUGUUUGAAUUUUACUUAGUGUGACAGAUUUACUUGGGUACAGGUAAAACUGUUCUGAGUGCAAUAAUUUAAUCUGAAUUUUUUGUUUCCAGUUCUGCCACUGUAUUUUAAAUCCAGGUUAGAUUCAGUAAAAGUUAUUUCAGCCUUUCCAAAUAAAAUUUGUUGUCAUUUUUAGUGACAAAGGAAUAAAAUCUGAUACUCUACACAGAUCAAUUCACAGCCCCCAGACUUCAUCCUGCCUGUAGAGCAGCGUUUCUCCUGUGUAGAAAGCAGUAUUUCAGAGUAGUAAUCCCACUAAAUUGUUCUUCUGCUUUGGAAUGCUGCCAACGUUUGGUCAUUUCCAGUAAGAGAAAAAUGGACCAAGUGUUACUGUUCUAAUGUACAUUUUCUCAGCUGUGUUUAUAAUAUCACUUCAGUUCAGUAGUGUUUUGUAUUAUUAAAUGCUGUCUGCAGAGGAAAAUGGAAAUGUAUGCACAGCAUUCCAUGUUCUCUAGUAUGCUAUAUCACUGAAUAAAGCAGUGUGCAGCUCA
Messenger RNA from Phasianus colchicus (ring-necked pheasant), 4392 nucleotides. RefSeq names its product VPS35 endosomal protein sorting factor like (gene VPS35L). Gene Ontology annotation, biological process: endocytic recycling. The record is from RefSeq and is a predicted model, not a curated record. Gene Ontology annotation, cellular component: endosome. NCBI's taxonomy places the organism in Eukaryota, Metazoa, Chordata, Aves, Galliformes, Phasianidae.